Molecule: messenger RNA, 1364 nt
Organism: Colletotrichum navitas
Lineage: Eukaryota; Fungi; Ascomycota; Sordariomycetes; Glomerellales; Glomerellaceae
Exons: 1
Coding region: 430-945 (171 amino acids)
Source: RefSeq, a predicted model, not a curated record
UAUAAAUUAAUGAAAAAAUAUGUAAUAAGCUUCCUAACCAGUUUUAUCAAGAACUUAGAGAGAUUCAAGUGAGAUUUUCUAUAAUAUCUAUAUAUAUAAUUAAACAUUUGUAAUCUACUACUUGUAGUUUAAUAAUAGUAAUUUUAAAUACUUCUAAAAUAUCAUCACUGACUAGUAUUGUCUGAGUAAGACUCAAUUUCAUAGUCAAGUAUAUUUUUUUCACGUAGAAAUAUAAGAAAUAUGAAUAUUAUACUCUGAAUACUUUAAUUGCUCUUACUCCCUUUAUUCUCUUUGCCAAGCUUUCUUAAGCCCGAGCAAACUUGCUCUUUAAGGAAUUUUAUUCCCUCUCCUCUCUUCGCUGUCCAACAGGCGGGGGAGGUGGGCUGUGGAGGGGCAGUAGGUAGCACCAAUGUUGCUCGAGCUCAAGGGAUGUGGAAAUUUGCUGCCUGCAUGGGACAACGAGGUGCCUUGUUUUAUUGUAAACUCUAUCUUUCGCACCUGCUGGGAGGGCAGCGAGCCGGCUUCCGACCCGGCAUUGACGAGUCGCAGGAACUGGACUCCGGUUCCACGCAGUGGGGGGAGUGGCCCUACCAUCCAACUUUCGACGGGCCGAGGUCCUUUCUCUCCCUUCCCGUUGCUGCCCACAGCGUCCUUCCUCGAGCUACUAUGUACGGUUUGUCUUUGGAUUUGUAUGUGUGUGUGUGGAGGCAAACAUCUUCGUCGCCUCUCAUCACACGAGACUUUUCUUUCUUUCCAUCUUCCUUUCUUCUGCCCGUCCACAUGCCACCCGGGACCGCGACCUCCUACGCCUACGUGGCAACGGCCGGGAUGGCCGUGUCGUUCGCGCUUCGUCUCCUCAAGAAGCUGUACCCACGUCCAAAGUGCAGCAGCCUAGGUGGGCAGGUUGGUUCUCUGCAUAGAGAGUCAGACGAGACCCUGCCGUGAUACAAACUCUCUUUUGAUUGCGAUUCUCUGCUCGUAUACCGUCCACUCGGGAACGAGCCUCUGGUAGUCGUCCAGCCAGUUGCCAACACUACCGACUGACCCUCUCUGCCUUCGUGCUGCCGUGCGCCCCCGACUUUGCCAGCCGGUCGGUCUUUGACCGAGACUGGGCCCAUAGCGAUCAUCCAACGCCCUCACACACCCCAGUCCAGGGCCGAGGCUGACCCAUCAUUGCGGUUUGUUAUAUGUGGCGUUACAGGCGAAAGCAUACAUCUCCAAGGAUUCCGCCUGAGGACUCUUGGAGAGCUUGUCUAUCUCCCUUUGCACACACACAUAUAUAUCAUCAUCAUCAUCAUCAUCAUCAUGCGGAUACUCUAUCGUACCUAGCCACCGCUUGUCCAUUGCGUACCCGAGCAACUACU